Messenger RNA from Erpetoichthys calabaricus (reedfish), 3332 nucleotides. It is a transcript of the gene rragd, whose product is annotated as ras-related GTP binding D. Gene Ontology annotation, biological process: positive regulation of TOR signaling; regulation of autophagy; cellular response to starvation. Gene Ontology annotation, cellular component: Gtr1-Gtr2 GTPase complex; nucleus; lysosome. The record is from RefSeq and is a predicted model, not a curated record. The transcript has 7 exons. Gene Ontology annotation, molecular function: GTPase activity; GTP binding. NCBI's taxonomy places the organism in Eukaryota, Metazoa, Chordata, Cladistia, Polypteriformes, Polypteridae. The coding region runs from base 109 to 1272 and encodes 387 amino acids.
CCAGAGGCGGGGUCACAGUUCACCAUGGCAGGGCACUAUCAGGUGACGGCGAGCCGCUGUGUGCCACUGUAGGCGCUGCAAAGUCAAGCGAAAGGAACUGCGGCCGUCAUGAGUGAAAGCAAGGAAAAGCUUGAAGAUGAGGACGACGAGGAGGAUAUCUUAAUGAGUGACGAUGACGACGACCUAGACGCCUUCACCGAUGGAGACGCCGACAGCAGUUGCGAAGACGGCGUUUUAGGGUUCAGCGAUCCUUUUAGCGCUGAAGUAAAGCCAAGAAUCUUGUUGAUGGGCCUGCGGCGAAGUGGCAAGUCCUCCAUACAGAAAGUAGUUUUUCACAAGAUGUCACCCAAUGAAACUCUUUUCCUGGAGAGUACCAAUAAGAUCUGCAGAGAAGACGUCUCUAACAGUUCAUUUGUCAACUUUCAAAUCUGGGACUUUCCAGGGCAGAUUGAUUUCUUUGAUCCAACUUUUGACUAUGAGAUGAUCUUCAGAGGCACUGGGGCUCUUAUAUUUGUCAUCGAUUCUCAGGAUGAUUAUGUGGAAGCUUUAAACAGACUUCAUUUGACAGUAACUCGGGCAUAUAAGGUGAAUCCAGACAUCAACUUCGAAGUUUUUAUUCACAAAGUAGAUGGACUAUCAGACGACCAUAAAAUUGAAAAACAGAGGGAUAUCCAUAAACGAGCCAAUGAUGAUCUUGCAGAUUCACUGGAAAGAAUCCAUCUAAGCUUUUAUCUGACAAGUAUAUAUGACCACUCUAUAUUUGAAGCCUUCAGCAAGGUUGUACAAAAGCUUAUUCCUCAGCUUCCAACUUUGGAGAACUUACUUAACAUCUUUAUAUCUAAUUCUAGGAUAGAGAAGGCAUUCCUUUUUGAUGUUGUCAGUAAAAUUUACAUUGCAACAGACAGCACGCCAGUGGACAUGCAGACCUAUGAACUAUGCUGUGAUGUGAUAGAUGUGGUCAUUGAUAUCUCCUGCAUAUAUGGAUUGUCAGGGGAUGAAUGUGGCACUCCUUAUGACAAAGAGUCCAUGGCAAUUAUUAGGCUGAACAACACAACAGUUAUGUAUUUGAAAGAAGUCACUAAAUUCCUUGCCUUAGUGUGUUUCCUCAGGGAGGAAAGCUUUGAAAGAAAAGGAUUGAUAGAUUACAACUUUCACUGUUUCCGCAAGGCAAUUCAGGAAGUAUUUGAAGUCAGAAUGAAAGUUCUGCGAUCUCGGAAACUACUUAGUCAGAGAAGACGGAGCAGACAAGCAACUCAAAAUGGAAUGCCCUGACAGCAGUUGAACUACAGCUUCUGAGUGGCACACUCUUUCCCUCUGUGUGACUGUUGCACUGACAUAUGGCUUCUUUCCUUUAUCUUUAAUACCAAAUACAUGGCGGGUCAAAGUAAUAAAAACUUUAGUGCUUCUAGUUUGAGUUCUCCUUCACACCUCUUCCUUGUAUGUUUGUUGAUAAUUGUAGUUAAGAUCUAGACAAUCACUCAGGAAUAAAAAAACUAAUAUAUAUAUAUAUACAGUAUAUAUAUACAGUAUGUAUGUAUAACAAGGUCGAGACACAUAAGUAAGUGCCUUUGAAAACAGACUCUGUUAAAAAUUUGUAUCACUUUGCCACAGUAUCUGUAUAUAGUAAGUAAUGGCAUAAAGGAAAAGAAUACUUACUACUAAUAAUUCUGCUGUUCUCGUCCUGCAUGUCACAACAUCCUGUCUUUGACAGCAGUUAAACACUAAGACCCAAAUGUAUUUUAGAAUCUUGUUUAAUGUUGGAUUUUUUUUGUUUGGAUUGUAGAAGUAGCACUGUAUAGUAUUCAACAUAAGGUGCAACAAGUAUGAUGAUUAUAGUAAACAAUACAACCUACUGUCACUAUUACAGCAGUGCUGGCACAAGCUGCUGUACUUAAUAUUUAAUAAUGUGUAAUAGGACUAGCAUUUUACAGCAAGUGCAGAAGUCUUCCCGAUAUUACAACCUUAUAGGUAAACCUCUGUACAGUUUUAAUAAUCUUGCAAGUAUCCAAAUCUGAUGGUAGCAUAUCUUUUUUUUCAUAAAUGCAGUAUGUUUAAUUUUUACAUUACAGUUGACAAUUCAUUUUGUAGUCAUGAGUCACAAUGUACUGUUUAAGCAUUAAAAUUACAAAAGUGGUAUGUAAUGCUGAGAAAAUAUUCCCAAAUAAUCAUAACAAUAAAAAUCAACAAAUGUAAUUUUUAAAUGCAGGCAUACUGUACUUUGUUCUACAUGCAAUAUUUUGUUUAAAAAAAAGACCAAUCUGUAAAGCUUAUUUGGUAGCUAAUAGCUCAUUUCCCCUAGCAUUUCCUCCAUAUACAGUCAAGAUCGCUUCUUCAUCAUCUUGACUUGGUAGUUUGACUCCUUAGAUGUGAUAAAGUUCUUCAGGUUUAGCCCCCACAAUUUCCACUAAAGUCAUUAAGCAUGUGAUUCACGGUUUAAUCAAAAGAAUUCUGCUGGAUCAACUUUAUCAAUGCCUUUGAGAAUUUUCAGCUCCUCCAUUAGGUCUGAAUUCGGCCUUCUCUGCCCAAGAGGUUUUUUUGCUUUAACCUGAUGGAAUAGGACAUACUCUCUAGUCCUAUGCGCGUGUUUGCUCUUCUCUGAAGCUGGUACGUCACUUUUGCAGAUUGGGAAGUCCUGGGAUGCAUAUGGUUGCUCUUCUCUGUACAGUCAGAGCUGCACAUUAUCUUUACAAACAAUAACUCUAUAAAGCUGACCCAUUGAAUGCACCUCCUCUUUGUACAGUAAGCUGAAUUGCGGAGCUUUGUCAAGUUUUGUCCUUCAAAUUCCUUGUUAGUCAAGUAAUAUACUUGAAAGAAAAACACUACAAAUUAUUUUCAUAAGAAAACAGUCUUUAAUUCAAUGUAUAGUAGCUUAAUUUCUAGUCACCAAAUGUUUCUAAAAUGAUGGUAUUUUUUAAAAUCAUGAGUUAUUGUGAAUUUAACUGAAUCUUGUGACAAGAGAACAAUAUGUCUUUAAAUUCCUUUACAAAAUAAAAGUAGUAGUAGCAGUAGUGUUACUUGUUCAGACUACUAUGACAUAAAAGAGUUAGCUUAUUCAGUUCAAGUGUGUGAAUUUAGAAUUUAGAAAAUGUAUGGCUGGAAUAGAACAUGCCACUGUUUGACUUGUAAAAAUGAGGCUUCAUGUCUUGUGUUUCCGACAAUCUGAUGGUCUGUAUCAUCUUAUCUAAAUGUAUGGUUAUCCUGCAAAGUUUAACUUUUUAUUGAAACUGCACAAAGUACCAUUUUCAUACACUAACCAGCCACUUUUAUAGCAUUCUUUUUGUUAUUACAGAGUUUCGAGUGCUGAAUAGACCUCUGGAUACACAAUUCUAAAU